Messenger RNA from Colletotrichum navitas, 1182 nucleotides. RefSeq lists its product as uncharacterized. The record is from RefSeq and is a predicted model, not a curated record. The coding region runs from base 1 to 1182 and encodes 393 amino acids. The transcript is spliced from 2 exons. Lineage: Eukaryota; Fungi; Ascomycota; Sordariomycetes; Glomerellales; Glomerellaceae.
AUGGCUGACGAAAUUGCACACACCAUCCCAGAGGAGCCAGCACUGUUAUCUCAUAACACCAAUGUCCACCAAGAGUCCGAAUUCAUCGACCCGGAGGGCGAUGUUGUGCUCGUUCUCCGCAACCCCGACGCGCCUUUUGCAGUUUGGGAAGACUCUGACUGGGCCCCGCAGUCCAAGACUGACAAGGCUGACAAGACUGAUAAGAAGGCAAAGAAGGGCAAGCGCACGAAUGAGGUGCUCCCAGAAGAGCCUUCAGAAGCCGAGCCGGCACUGUUAUCUCAUAACACCAAUGUCCACCAAGAGUCCGAAAUCGAAUUCCUCCUCUCAUCUCGGCACCUGAUUCUGGCCUCGCAUUACUUCGACAAGAAACUCAAUGGAACCUGGAAAGAGGCUGCACCUGAUCCCACUGACGGACGCUACCAUCUGGAGACGUCAGACUGGGAUUUCGAAGCGCUGCUCAUUUUGAUGAACAUCAUUCAUGGUCGAACGAGGAGCGUUCCCCGCCGCGUUGAUUGCGAGAUGCUAGCCAAGAUUGCAGUUCUCGUUGACUAUUACAAAUGCCACGAAGUCGUCGAGGUCUUCUCUUCAAUGUGGAUUGAUGCGCUGAAGAAUCAACUCCCUUCCGAAUGCACCAGAGACCUCGUGCUAUGGCUCCUGAUCGCACAUGUCUUUCAAAGAGACGACGUCUUCGCGAAUAUUACCAAGACAGCAAUUCUGAAGGGCCAGGGCCCAAUGCCUACCAUGGACCUUUCGAUCCCAUCGAUUGUGGUCGAUAUAAUCGACUGGCGUAGACAAGAUGCGAUCGCGUUCAUUUUGAACAUUCUCGACAACUUGCUUGUAUCCUUACGCACGAGCCCAGAGGUAUACAACCAUAUGUGCACCUGUCUGAAUCUGGGUGCUCUGGACAGAGCAAUGUAUAAAGAGGGACUGCUGGGAUUGAGUAAGCCAUACCUCGGUCAUAGAGUGACUGACCUCGAGACUACCGUACGCGGCUUCAGCGCCAAUGUUUAUGACCCCUGGGAACACCACCGCAAUGGGGACCUAUCGACAAUGAUCGAGUGUCGGUUGGAUUCCGAAUUUGCGAAGUAUAAGGAAGGAUUCAGUCUCGCCGAGGUUUCAAUGUCCAAUGUUUCGCGUCGCGAGGGCAAAGACAAGAACAACGAUGGCGACAAACUUGAUUGA